CCUCUUCCCGCUUACAAAUUCUAUCGCUGAACCCUGCUUUCUAUCUACUCUUUCCCUCCCAAAAACAGAUACACACACAAACAAAAAAGAUUUUUUCCUACCAAAGCUUGAAACUUUCGAUAAAUUCAGUGGAAACCCAUUUGACAGAAAUGGAUUUCACGCCAAGAACCGGAGAAAUAGUAGGAGGAGGAGAAUCAGAAGAAGAGCAUAUCGAUCUUCCUCCUGGUUUCAGGUUUCAUCCUACCGAUGAAGAACUCAUCACUCAGUACUUGAGACCGAAGGUUCUCAAUACCUUCUUCUCCGCAACGGCCAUUGGUGAAGCAGAUCUCAACAAGGUCGAGCCUUGGGACUUGCCCUGGAGGGCUAAGAUGGGGGAGAAGGAGUGGUACUUCUUCUGUUUAAGAGACCGGAAAUACCCGACCGGUUUGAGAACGAACCGGGCCACCGAAGCCGGUUACUGGAAGGCCACCGGCAAAGACAAAGAGAUCUUUAAAGGCAAAUCGCUCGUUGGUAUGAAGAAAACUCUGGUUUUCUACAAAGGCAGAGCACCUAAAGGUGAGAAAACCAAUUGGAUCAUGCACGAAUACCGCUUAGAAGGCAGAUACUCCAUCGGCAAUCUCUCCAAAACCACAAAGCAGAACGAAUGGGUGAUUUGUCGGGUUUUUCAGAAACGAGCCGAUGGAAAGAAGGUGCAUAUCUCCGGUUUAAUGGGAUUCAGUUCAUCGGCUAAUCCAUUCGGUUCAACCGGUUUGCCUCACGUGACCUGCUUCGCCGACCAAGCAACGGAGGACGACGACGAGAGACCGUCGUGCGAGUCGAAUGACGGAUUUACCCCUCCCUUAUCCGGUCCGACUUCGGCCUUUCAACGGGUUUCUUCCUUCUCAAGUCUUCCCCAGUUAAUACCGAACUACGGUUCCCAACUUUACGCUGAUUCGGUAUUGUUGCAAGACAGUCCAAUCUUGAAGAUGUUACUUCAUGGCCAAGUAACCGAUAAUAACCAAAUACCCGAGUUCUUGGAUCCAUCGGCAACCGAGUUGGUCCCAAGACCUUUGGAAAGUAUCGUUCAUCCCGGUUCACCCGGUUCGGCAGAACCGGGUUGCUAUUGGAAUUACUGAUUCCCUUAAAAAAAAACAAUUAGGGGUAUUUUAGGAAUUUAGUGAUUGUUUUGAGGUUUUGUGCUUUGUAAUUUGUCGUAGUCAUGUGCAUGAAUGUUGCGAGAUACACAUCAGAUUGAUGACAACUUGUAAAAUUUGUAAAAAAAGGUUUGGAAUUAAUUUGUAA
This is a messenger RNA of Tarenaya hassleriana, 1281 nucleotides long. Its product is annotated as NAC domain-containing protein 92-like. Bases 150 to 1115 code for a protein of 321 amino acids. The transcript is spliced from 3 exons. Gene Ontology annotation, molecular function: DNA binding. The record is from RefSeq and is a predicted model, not a curated record. Gene Ontology annotation, biological process: regulation of DNA-templated transcription. Lineage: Eukaryota; Viridiplantae; Streptophyta; Magnoliopsida; Brassicales; Cleomaceae.